Coffea arabica (coffee) is the source of this 724-nucleotide messenger RNA. RefSeq names its product glutaredoxin-like. Gene Ontology annotation, cellular component: cytoplasm. NCBI's taxonomy places the organism in Eukaryota, Viridiplantae, Streptophyta, Magnoliopsida, Gentianales, Rubiaceae. Gene Ontology annotation, molecular function: glutathione disulfide oxidoreductase activity. The record is from RefSeq and is a predicted model, not a curated record. Gene Ontology annotation, biological process: cellular response to oxidative stress.
GGCAUCUACCAAAAAAAAAAAAAAGUAAAGCCCAACUUUUUGACGCGUCUCAGACACGCCUCUCUCGCCUAUAAAUUUAUUUGUGUAUAUAAAUAGGUACACUUUCAACCGGGGGCAGGAAGAGGUCAGUUGGCGUGGAUUUUGCAUUCGCUAGUUUUCUCGGGGCUCUGUCGAUCAAGAGAAAGAAGAAGAAAGAAGAUAUGGCUCUCCCAAAGGCUAAGGAGAUCGUGUCGGCCAAUCCUGUUGUCGUUUUCAGCAAGUCGUACUGUCCGUUCUGCGUCAACGUGAAGAAGCUGCUGGGUCAAGUUGGUGCCAACUUCAAGGCCGUCGAGCUGGAUGUCGAAAGUGAUGGAAGUGAGAUUCAGGCAGCUCUUGCUGAGUUGACUGGACAAAAGACUGUGCCCAAUGUCUUUAUUGGGGGCAAGCACAUUGGUGGUUGUGAUGCAACAACUGCACUGCACCAGAACGGCAAGCUUGUUCCUUUGCUAACUGAGGCCGGAGCUGUUGCUAGUGUGUCUGCUUAGAGGACCUUCAAGCAUACGUUGGAUGAAUUAUGGAUGUUUCUGAAGCCAUUAUACAUAAAUAAAGCAAUGUUUGUUAGUGUUUCGUUUCAUUUUUCUGUUUGAGAAUAAAUUAUGAAUAGAAGCUUCGCUGGAUUCCUGUACUAUAUUAUUAUUAUUGCGGAAGUCAACAAAAUAAACUAGUCUGACCAUCUUUUGCUGAA